AUGCAUCUCCGUCGGCAGCCCGCUGCUGUAUCUCCGUCGACAUAUGCUGUCAAGUAUAUUGAAAGAGGACCCAAGAUUCAAAGAGUUGCAGUCUUUUGCAGUGACUACCUGUUCAAGCUUCUGCUUAUUAGAGAUUCUGGUGUUGGAAAAUCUUGUCUUCUUUUGAGAUUUGCUGAUGAUUCAUAUGUAGAAAGCUACAUAAGCACCAUUGGGGUUGAUUUUAAAAUACGUACUGUGAAGCAGGAUGGGAAAACCAUUAAACUUCAAAAUAGGGAUACUGCUGGACAAGAACGGUUUAGGACAAUCACUAUUAGCUAUUACCGUGGUGCACAUGGCAUAAUAAUCGUUUAUGAUGUGACAGACCAAGAAAGCUUCAACAAUGUCAAGCAGUGGCUGAGUGAAAUUGAUCGCUAUGCUAGUGAUAACGUUAACAAACUACUGGUUGAAAACAAGUGUGAUCUUACAGCUAAUAAAGUUGUGUCAUACGAAACAGCCAAGGCAUUUGCAGAUGAAAUUGGCAUACCUUUUUUGGAAACCAGUGCAAAAGAUGCCACAAAUGUUGAACAAGCUUUCAUGGAAAGGAGAUGGCAUGCGCUAGGGCUUGGCUAUCCUUCAGGUCUUCGGUGGGCUGAUAUCGAGCGGGCUGCAGUUAUACACUAUGAUGGAGUCAUGAAACCCUGGUUGGAAAUAGGAAUUGCUAAAUAUAAAGGCUAUUGGAGCAAACAUAUGCAGUAUGACCACCCUUACUUGCAGCAGUGCAAUAUCCAUGAAUAAUUGACAUGAUCACGGCAUAGAAGUGGAAUUAUUUGAUUCAUUAAUGUAAAUUUUUAACCCAAUUUUUACAUCCACAAGUAUUAGCUAA
This is a messenger RNA of Gossypium arboreum, 862 nucleotides long. RefSeq names its product ras-related protein RABD2a-like. The coding region runs from base 1 to 774 and encodes 257 amino acids. Lineage: Eukaryota; Viridiplantae; Streptophyta; Magnoliopsida; Malvales; Malvaceae. The transcript is spliced from 9 exons. Gene Ontology annotation, molecular function: GTPase activity; glycosyltransferase activity; GTP binding. The record is from RefSeq and is a predicted model, not a curated record.